Trichoderma harzianum CBS 226.95 is the source of this 483-nucleotide messenger RNA. RefSeq lists its product as hypothetical. The transcript has a single exon. Bases 174 to 422 code for a protein of 82 amino acids. NCBI's taxonomy places the organism in Eukaryota, Fungi, Ascomycota, Sordariomycetes, Hypocreales, Hypocreaceae. The record is from RefSeq and is a predicted model, not a curated record.
CAUGAGCCUCCUCGUCCGCAUCGCCUUUUUGCCUCCUGGCGUUUCUCCAGGCGCCGGUGGCAGGUUGAGUAGCAGUGUUGGACUGCUCAAUAUUGAUCCUUGGCUUCAUUGGCCAUCAGACGUUCCUAAGAACAACAUGUUGUAGCUAUGGAUGCCUGCUCGUAGCCCUGUUUAUGCGGUACCGCCAUGUGGUUGUCUCACUUUUUCUUGGGAGCGGCAGGGAGGCAAACGAAAAUUUGGUUCAAGGGCAUGACCCUGUGCACAUGUACUGUAGUGUGAUGGCACUGGCAGUAUGCAGGGUUGCCGCAGGCCGCAGAAGACUAGCAGUGGUCAAACUCUACACGUACGAGUUAAGCAACCGGUUUGAUGAGCGAGACAUUGUUGGCGGCUGGAGAGCUGCAUGUCUGUGUAAUGGUGGUUAGUCUGCCCAGUUAGACAAGGCGGACUCCAGACUCCGCAUCGGCUCAUCCGCCAUCGGUGUCU